Messenger RNA from Perkinsus marinus ATCC 50983, 162 nucleotides. RefSeq lists its product as hypothetical. NCBI's taxonomy places the organism in Eukaryota, Perkinsozoa, Perkinsida, Perkinsidae. The transcript has a single exon. The annotation marks the transcript as partial. The record is from RefSeq and is a predicted model, not a curated record.
AUGAUAGAUUGGGAGCUCAUCCGGUAUGCUACUAAUACGGAUAAUAAGCCUACUCCUGGUUAUGCCUUCAAUGAUCUCAUUACCAACAUCAGAGAGAAUCCCCAAGGGGUCCCUGAUGUGGCGGCCUACUUGGCUGAGUGUGUAGCUGGUGAUCACGCUCAU